UAUAUAAAAUAAGAAAAGUAUAUAAUACAAUAUUUCAUGAUAACACAAUGCACGUGUUGGCAUAAGUAUUUUGAUAAAUAAUGUGAAUUCAAGAUGGUGGAUCUUGAAUGAUGAUGGAGACGUAAAAAGUGGGCGAGAAAAAAAUGAAAAAAAAAGAAAAAAAAGAAAAAAGUGCGAAAAAAAGUAAAAAAGAAAACAAAUCAACGAAAAAAAAAAAAAGAAAUUUAACCAAGAUGCGUUCUUGAGAAAAGUGAUCUUCGUCUAUUCUUCUCUCUCUCUCUCUCUCCCUCUCUCUCUUUUUUUUUCUUUUUAUUUAUUCCCGCCCUCUCUCCUGCGGAAUAACCUGUCGUUCCAAUCCGAUUAAAGAAAAAUUGAAAGAAAAAUUAAUACCGAAAAGCAAAAAAAAAAGAAAGUAUAAAGUUUUGUUUAAAUCGACAAAUUGCACAGUAGGUCGCUGAGGUAUAGAAGGAAUGGUAUGAGAUGUUGGGAAUAAGAGUUUUGAGAACCACUGCAUCAUGCGGAAAAGUAUCAGAGUGGGGAUGGAAUUGGUUGGUUGAGGAAAGAGGUGGAAUGAUUUAGAGAAGGGGUGUGAAGGGGGUGGUAGUGAUGGUUUCCUUUUGGCGUGCCGUUGCUGUUGCUGUAGCCGCCGCCGUCGCCGCUGCUGCUGCUGCUGCUGCUGCUGUUGGUUGCUGGUUGCUGGUGCUGCUCCGAUGUUGAACUUCAGUAUGUCUUGGCAAUUUAGAUAGAAGAGACUACCUCUUGCUGAGGUACAUCCAUAUAUAUAUAUAUAUAUAUAUAUAUAUGUGAAUACAUAUAUAUAUAUACACAUAUACACAUAAAUAUAUGUAGACUCGUGCGCGUGCGUGCGGUAUGUGUGCGUGUGUGUGUGUGUGCGUAUAUAUGUGUACGAGUGUGUGAGUAAGCGUGUGUUGGGUUUAAAUGCAGCUAGACGUUCAGCUUAAUCUUUUUGGAUGAACAUUGCGGACUACGACGUUUCAAGUGAAUGAAAAUAUUUUAUUGUUCCAGCAGGACAAAUCUAUGGGAUUUUUAUACGAUUAAAAAAAUAAAUUUGGAUGGAAAGUUUAUGAGAUUAAAAUUACUGAUCGAUCGAUAAUAUAAAUAAUAAAUCGUGAAAUAAGAAAAAAGAAACGAAAGAAGAAGAAGAAGAAGAAGAAGAAGAAUUUGUGAAAUCGUUUUAUGGACUGUACGAUAACAAUUUGCACGGUAAGAUCGAAACGAGUUAAAAGUCAAAUUAUAUAAUCACGGAGUGGUUGACAGUGUUACUGAUGUAGCUACAUCAUCGAUGACCUUCAUACUUUUCUCGUUCUAUCGUCUACGUUCGCGACAGAUAUAUAUGAGGAAGGAGAUGCGUUUGACAUAGGGAAAUUGAAUAUUAAAAGAAAAGAGCGAGGGAAUUAUUACUUGACAACGUUGAGAAGAAGAAGAAGGAAGAAGAAAAAAAAAAAUAUAUAUAUAUAUAUAUAUAAUCUUUGAAGAGGAAGGAAAUGCAAGAGAUCCUUUCUAUCGAUCAAGGCUGAGCUUUGUGAUCUUCAGUGAUUGAAGAGGAUGACGGUCACUUAUACUGCCGAGGUCGCUACCUGUCGUGGUCUUGGUUGCUUCCUUAAAUUAUUAUUAAGAUGGAGAGCAAGUAUAUACAAAUUGGUGUGGUUAGACCUGGCCUUAUUUUUAUUCAUUUAUUAUUCAUUGUCAAGUAUCUACCGAUUGAUACUGGAUGACGAACAAAAGAAAAUAUUUGAAGCUGUUGUGGCCUAUUGCAAUCAGUACAGCGAUCUUAUACCGUUGUCCUUUGUAUUAGGAUUUUAUGUUAGUAUAGUUAUGACAAGAUGGUGGAAUCAAUACAUGGUUAUACCUUGGCCAGACUCUAUAGCUGUAUUUGUAUCGGCAACUAUACACGGUAACGAUGAGAGAGGUCGAUUGAUGCGUCGUACUAUAGUCAGAUACGUAUGCGUUUGCUUGACCUUGGUGUUAACGAACGUCUCACCAAGAGUGAAAAAACGUUUCCCAACGUUAGAACAUUUCGUCGAUACUGGAUUAUUAUUGGAGAAUGAAUUGUCUAUAUUUCAAAGCUUAAAUGCCAAGUUUCCUAAGCCCAGUAAACAUUGGUUACCAAUCGUUUGGGCUUCGAGUAUAGUUACAAGGGCUAGAAAGGAAGGUCGUAUACGCGAUGAUUUUGCUGUUAAAACAUUGAUAGACGAGCUGAAUAAAUUCCGCGGAAUGUGCGGAAAUUUAAUACAUUAUGAUACCAUAAGUGUACCAUUGGUUUAUACUCAGGUCGUUACAUUGGCCGUUUACACGUAUUUCUUGACAAGCGUUAUGGGAAGACAAUGGAUCCAAACAUCAAACUCUUCCACCAUCGACGUUUAUUUCCCUGUAUUCACGACGCUACAAUUUUUCUUUUACAUGGGUUGGCUCAAGGUCGCUGAAACAUUGAUAAAUCCAUUUGGCGAGGACGACGAUGAUUUUGAAGUCAAUUGGAUAAUAGAUCGUAAUUUACAGGUCAGUUAUUUGAUCGUCGACGAGAUGCAUCACGAACAUCCAGAAUUAAUAAGGGAUCAAUAUUGGGAUGAAAUAUUUCCAACUGAAUUACCUUACACUGCGGCCUCCCAACAAUUCCGCGAGGAACAUCCAGAACCAUCGACGGCUGGUAUACAAUUGUCAGCAGCCCAGCAAGAACUUCAACCGUCCUCCGUUAGAAUAGACGAGAUGGUACCGGAUUAUCAACAAAAGUUUCGUAAUGAUGUUGCCGACGAUGCCGUAUCCGGAAUACAUUUUACUGCCGACGGGAAAUUGUCCAGGAGUGCCAGUAGAGUGAGUAAUCGUGACCGUACAUUUAACACUGGAUCAACGCCAAGUAACUUGGAUGGUUCGCUGACCAGGGUCAAUAGUGUAACCAGUAUGUUAAAGAGAUUGUUCAGUAAGGAGGAUAGACCGGAUGGUGGUACAUCGAGUGGUAACAAAACACCCGGUAGAAUUCAACAUUCUAGUUCAUCAGCAUCAUUGCAGACAAGAGUACACGCUGGUACAGGUGGCUCGACCAAGAUCGGUGUUAUCGAGGAGGUCGACGAACAAAUGACUAUGACAUCAAUGAGACCAGAAAACAGGCCGCAUGUACAAAGUAUAUUUCCGCAAGGACCGCCACCAGCUAGUGCACCAGUUGACGUACCUGGUUCUGAUCAUAGCAGAAACAGAGACAUCUUUUCUAACAGUGCACCUGCUACUACUGCUCAUUUAACCAUCGCUGAUGGUAACAAUGGUCAUGAUUUCGAGAACGGCAAUAAAUAUCCUUCGAAUGCUAGGAGAGAGAGAUCUAGCAUCAGUUACGAGCCUUCAAGAAGUUAUCAAAGUACAACGAUUGGCGAUGGUAUGAUCAGCCCAAGAAGUUCGAUAUGUUCGACGAAUAGUAGUUCGGACGACGAGUUUACUAAAUUAAAAAUAGAAAGGGAAAAUCAAAGACGUGAAAAGGCAUUCAGACGAUUGGCAAGAAGUAUUAGCGGCCAUGGUAAUAUAUCUCACGAGGCAAAAAAUUUAACAGAAAAUGAAGUACUUUUGUUAGCUGAAUUAGCGGACGCGUCGAGACUAUCUUUGGUACCAAGAGAUAAUGACGAUAAGGAGAACGAAAUUGCUAAGGUUUAAGUGAAUCCUUAUGUUUAGCUGAUUUUUCUUUUCUUUUCUUUCCUUUUCUUUUCUUUUCUUUUCUUUUCUAUUUUUUUUUUUUUUUUUUUUAUUAUAAACUUUCGCCUUGUAUUUGUCGUGAAAUCGAGAGUGUACGUUAUUUUACUUUGAUGUGCGAGUGAGUGAAUGAGUGAGUGUAUGAGUGAGUGAGUGAGUGAGUGAGUGCAUGCGUGGACAUCCCUCGCAAUUAAUGUAAUCGAGUAUGUUGAGAGAAAGAGAGAGAGAGAGAGAGAGAGAGUAAGAAAGAAAG
Messenger RNA from Vespa mandarinia (Asian giant hornet), 3943 nucleotides. Its product is annotated as bestrophin-4. The record is from RefSeq and is a predicted model, not a curated record. Gene Ontology annotation, molecular function: chloride channel activity. Lineage: Eukaryota; Metazoa; Arthropoda; Insecta; Hymenoptera; Vespidae.